AUGGUGCCAAGGAGGGAUAGGAGGUCAGGAGUGAGAUUCAUUGAGAAUGGUAGGGACCGGAGUCUCACAUACUUCAAGAGGCGCUCUGGGCUUUUCAAGGCAGCAUCUGAUCUCUCCACCCUCACCGGCGCAAGGGUUGCGGUGGUGUUGGAGUCUGAACAUGGCAAGUUUUCCUCUUUUGGCACCCCAGAGGCUAGCCCCAUACUUGAUGCUUUCCUUUUAGGGAGUGCACCUACGGAUCUUGAUACUAGUGAAGCAGAGAAGGCUUCAAUUACCAAUUUACAAAAUGAGGUGUUCCAGCUAGAGAAAGAGAAGACCAUGGAGGAUAAGAGGAAGAAGGAGAGCAUGGCGCGGACCAACAAGAACAUCCAAGAGGCCUCUAAGAUGGCCAAGUAUGUUUAUGGUAACAUAGAGGAUCUUGAUGCCACUGAGCUCUUUGACAUGUAUCGUGAGCUCUCACGAGUAAAGCAAGAGAUAAAUGAUCGCUUGCCUACCUUGCUCCAUGACGACAAAGUAGAAGUUGGUGGUCGUCUUAGAGAUCCAUCACUGCUGCUGCCCACUUGGUGGCGUUCCAUGCCUCCUCCACAAGUUGCGACACCACAAAAGUAUCCAUGGGCUCCCUUCCAAGCUUGCUUCCAGCAACAUCCAUGGUCGUCCACAUCUGCAGCAGCGCUAGCAAGGUCAGGCUCCUCACUUCCAAACUCAAUGAUCCUUCCAUCACUACAGGCACCAGAAAAUCUGCUGCAACAUUACUACCCUCUAGCACCACAUACUUCUUCCACUUCCUAUGUGCAAUUCCAAGCACCCAAGAUGCCACCUGCACCUAUGGAAGCACACAACCCUUACACCUAUCACAUCUGUGGGAUAGACAUCAAUGGUAACAACUCACACCCAUUCUCAUUGUCCCAUAUACUGUCUUCAUCGACAACAUCCCAGCCUUCAUCAUUGCAAACAACUCCACCAUCAGAUGAUUCAUCUCCUCUAUCAUUGUCACCGCAAAUUUCAUCCCCAAUGCAUCUAGGGUCGUCGUCCCAACAACAGCUUCCUUUCAAUGUACAAAAUUAUAGCUCUGCGCAUCCACCUCAAAACUAUGCAAAUGUUGUUGGCUCAACUUCGAUCCAUUGUCAUCAAUUGUUCUAUAGCAACUUAUCAUCACCUGAACUAAAUGUUGAGUUGGGAAAUAGUGGAGGCACCCAAGUUGGCGAUGGACAAAGUGAUGGUGGCUUCGACCGAGUGAUGCCGAAGUCCUUUUCUACUGGAGAAAGCUCUGGUGGUGGUAAUGCAGCAGUCAAUCUUGGUGGCCACAACUUCCAUUUGUACUAG
This is a messenger RNA of Sorghum bicolor (sorghum), 1323 nucleotides long. RefSeq lists its product as uncharacterized. The record is from RefSeq and is a predicted model, not a curated record. NCBI's taxonomy places the organism in Eukaryota, Viridiplantae, Streptophyta, Magnoliopsida, Poales, Poaceae. The coding region runs from base 1 to 1323 and encodes 440 amino acids. The transcript has a single exon. Gene Ontology annotation, biological process: regulation of transcription by RNA polymerase II. Gene Ontology annotation, molecular function: DNA-binding transcription factor activity, RNA polymerase II-specific; RNA polymerase II cis-regulatory region sequence-specific DNA binding; protein dimerization activity.